Molecule: messenger RNA, 576 nt
Organism: Trypanosoma brucei brucei TREU927
Lineage: Eukaryota; Euglenozoa; Kinetoplastea; Trypanosomatida; Trypanosomatidae
Exons: 1
Coding region: 1-576 (191 amino acids)
Source: RefSeq, a predicted model, not a curated record
AUGCCAAAAAAGAAGCCACCAUGUCCAUCGGUUACGCCGCAGUUGUACGAGAAGAGCCAUAAGCCUUCCGUAACGGUUGGUAUGGGAAUGAAGGGCAGCGCCGCCUCCACCGCGUGCUGGCGCGACCAAGUGGAUAAAGAAGAACAGCUGCACGCCAUUUGGGCAAAGCGGUACGACCGGCGGAGCAACGCACGGCUUGUAGAAUCACUGAAGCGGACACUACAGCGAGAAAAGGACAGUGCUGAGCAGUAUCGCAAAGACAAUGAUGCGUUGAGCACCAUUUUAUUCAGCAAAGACGUCUCUGAUGCCGGGCGCCUGACAACUGUAUAUUUAAAGGCUCGUAAUCGGCUGGCGCCACAGGAAAAAUAUUUGAGAGCGCAAACAGCAGCACAAGAGGUGGGUUGGGGGAUUCCUGAGGCCAUGCGAGGUGGUGACAGCGUGGAAUUUACCGGUACGCCUGCACUUCCUCGCCUAACAAAAGCAUCUGCGAUGGCAUAUAGGAGGCCGGACGACGAGGACCAUGCGGAGUUGUUCGGCUACACAUUGAUGUGUUCGUUUUGCGGUGGGAAACCGUGA